This is a messenger RNA of Epinephelus fuscoguttatus (brown-marbled grouper), 2825 nucleotides long. RefSeq names its product peroxiredoxin-like 2A. The transcript has 7 exons. The record is from RefSeq and is a predicted model, not a curated record. Lineage: Eukaryota; Metazoa; Chordata; Actinopteri; Perciformes; Serranidae.
UACAGUGAAAGUAAAUUAUGCAGAUACUAUAUUACUGAAUUAUUGUAAUAGCUGCAUGACCAUAUUUUGAUAUUGUUUUAACCAUUUCUUAAAACUGUUGGGCAGGGAGAAAAUCAAAUAUCACAAUAUUAUUUAGAGAAUACCUUGAUAUUGAUAUUGCAACGUUAUUGUAGGGCUGAAUACUAGUGCUUUCACAAAAUAUUUCCAAGUGAAAUAGUUGUCAGUAAUAAGAUAAGAUAAGAUAAGAUAAGAUACACCUUUAUUGAUCCCACAAUUGAGAAAUUCCAGUGUUACAGCAGUCAAGGGGAAAGAGUCAGAUUAAAGAUUUCAAAAUUUUAACUUAAAAUGUAAAACUUAAAAACUAGGCAUGCAAAAUAAAGUACAAAAUAUUACAAGAAACGGCGCUAAAUAACAAUAAUAAUAAUAAUGAUAAUGAGAAGUGGAUAAUAAUGAGCAGUGAAUAAAAAUGCAUAAAUAAUGAAUAAGUGGGUAAAGGCCAAUACUAGAGCAGAACAGUCUGACCAGAAAACUAAAUCACUUCAAUGUAAUGCAGCCAUUAAAACCAGGAGAAGAAUACCCUUACAAUAUUACCAUAUCCAAAAUCUAAGACAAUAUCUGGUUUUAUAUAACCAUACAGAUAAAAUAUCAAUGUUUUGCCCUGCUGUACUGUUGGGUAGCUAAAUCUAUGGCAAAUCAUCAUGUUAUAGUUGAUCAUGUAUGAAAAAUCUGAAUCCUCAAGGUAACUACUAACUAUAGCUGUUAAAGAAAUGUAAUGAUUAUAAUAUUUUAUUUAAUAUUAAUGGAGAAAUAGUACUUAAGUACCGAUUUAGGUCAUCUAGGUAUUUCAUUAAUAUACUACAACUCAUUAUGUCACGUUUGGCAGUGCCACCAGUGUCGACGGCUCCUUUCACUGCUCGCUCUGCAGAUACAUUCAAGGAAUCUAGACUCUUCCUUGUGUUGCAGGCGUGGACGUCUGUCUCUAUUGGCUGCUGCUGCUAUCACAUUUCUCAGCCUUUCUUCCUCCUUGUCAUAAUGUGUCUGAACACAAGUCCACACGGGUGAUUUAGGGUUUGAAACUGGAUGAGUUAAAUCUCGGGAGAAUAAGAAUUUCUUCACAUUUCGGAAAUGGAGACAAUGAGAUCUUGAGGGGGUUUGUAGUCAGAAGGUCAGACUUUUUCCACAAUCCCGAUGCUGGCUCUGUCCAGGUGUCCGACAGCUUUGAGCUGGAGACUAUCACUGCGCUGCUCUGCUCUCCCUCUGGGGAGCGCUACCAUGAGCAGCCAGCCCUCCACCGCAGCCAGGUUCCAGUUUCUAAGAACCCAGACUGCUCAGUUUCACCAAAGUAAAGCCAAAGCCAGUCCUGUCUCUGACCCAAACAAGCCCUCCUCAGUAUUGUCCACGCUGGACGGGGAGCUGUUGGGGAUGGGGAUGUGGUCGUUGGGUCUAGGUGCUGUAGGAGCUGCACUCGCUGGGAUCUUCCUUGCCAACACUGAUCUGUGUCUGCCUAAAGUUGACCAGGCAUCAAUGCAGCACCUUGAAGAGGCUGACCUGCGCUCCACAAUAGAGGAUGACAACGUCAUUAAAGCAAAGAGCCUAUGGGAAACGAACGGGGCUGUGAUCAUGGCCGUGCGGCGACCUGGAUGAUUUUUGUGCAGAGAGGAGGCCUCUGAGCUGUCCUCUCUGAAGCCCCAGCUUGAAGAGCUCGGGGUCCCUUUGGUCGCUGUGGUGAAGGAGAACGUCGGCACAGAGAUCCAGGACUUCAGACCGCACUUCGCUGGGGACAUCUAUGUAGAUGAACAGAAACACUUCUACGGCCCGCUGCAGAGGAAGAUGGGGGGUCUGGGGUUCUUUCGUCUCGGGGUGUGGCAGAACUUCAUCCGAGCCUGGAGGUCCGGGUAUCAGGGCAACAUGAACGGCGAGGGCUUCAUCCUGGGAGGGGUGUUUGUCAUCGGAGCAGGAGAUCAGGGGAUUCUCCUGGAACACCGUGAGAAGGAGUUUGGCAAUAAAGUGAAGAUUGCAGAUGUUUCAGAGGCUGUUAAGAAAAUUGUGCCAGUGAAAUAAAUGUUUUUUUGUUCCUAACAAAUGGCAUUAGACAAAGGUACACUGUAAUUAGAUCAAAACUAGAACUAAGAAUGUGCAUUUUUAAUUUGAGUCAGUCCAUCACUGAAAUACUGAUAUUAUAAUGACAUCCAAGUCUGUGUGUAUUAAUAUCACAAUAUACCUCUGUCUUUUGCACGUUAAUUUAUAAUGGGUUGUGAAAGUGGAGCUGAGCCAAUAUUAUUACAGGAUUUGACACUGAUUAUUCCUUUUUACCUCUGCAGACACCUGGAAGCUUUUUUUUUUAAGACGGGUAUUAAAAACAGAUAGUAAGGGACUCAAGGCAGUAUUUUCAAUCAGGUACAUCAGCCAUUAAAUUUACAUUUGAAAUCUGCCUUUUAAAAAAACACAUACGUCCAUCUAAAGGCUGCAUUACACACUUGAUUAAUUAUUCUAUUAGCAGUCUGUUAGGGGUACAUUUGUAGUAACGUUCCUCUGUGUUGUCUUCGUUUGCUUCUCCUGGUCAGGCACAUGAACGGGCCUCCAACAUGGCGAACGUGUGUCUGCAGUCUGUGUGUGUGAUAAUGACGACUUGACUCCAAACUCAGCACUGAGACGAGCAGGUUUGAUGCUCAAACACAUGCAGGCUCAGCCAUUGUCGCCAUGUUGAGGAGUGUUAGUGCUGCUUGAAGCAUGUGUGUGUAUGAGAGAAUGUGUGUACCUGUACAUGUGAAUAAUAGCUUAAGAAAAUAAAAUUAAUAAUAAAUAAAGAAGACCUUAUCACCAUA